This is a messenger RNA of Nicotiana tabacum (common tobacco), 1723 nucleotides long. Lineage: Eukaryota; Viridiplantae; Streptophyta; Magnoliopsida; Solanales; Solanaceae. The record is from RefSeq and is a predicted model, not a curated record.
CUUACUUCACUCUUCACAACCUACUCCCACCUUCUCUCCUUCACCUUUCCUUUCACGCGCCAUCCUAACAGCAUAACUCCAAAUCGCGUGCUUCACACUUAUUUCGUACACGCGUGAAACUCUCCAACUUUCACCUCUUAGUUUAUACGUACAAAACGCCGAUUAUAAGCAUAAAAAGCAACACUAUUUUUAUUUGCCUUUAAUUGUAUAUCCUACGGUGUUCUACAUUCUUCGGCGAUCAAAAUUUCCGGCGACGGAGCAAAUAUGAAGAUUUUUGUAAAAACUCUUAAAGGCUCUCACUUUGAAAUCGAAGUCAAACCUGAAGACACAGUUGCCGAUGUGAAGAAAAACAUAGAAACAGUUCAGGGCUCAGAUGUUUAUCCUGCUGGCCAGCAGAUGCUUAUCCACCAGGGAAAGGUCCUUAAAGAUGGGACGACACUGGAAGAAAACAAAGUUGCUGAAAACAACUUUAUAGUAAUCAUGUUAACGAAGAGUAAGAGCUCACCUGGAGAAGGUUCAGCAACGUCAGCUGCGCCAACAGCUAAGGUACCGCAGUCAAGUACCCCAGCACCUAGUUCAACUCCUGCAUCAACAACUGCUCAAGUCCCAGUUGCCUCGCCUGCCCCAACUCCCGCUCCUGCCCCUUCUGCUGUUCCUGCUCUUGCUCCUGCUGCUGCUCCUGCAUCAACUGCUGUGCCAGGAUCCGAUGUCUAUGGCCAAGCAGCUUCAAGCUUGGUCGCUGGUAACAACCUUGAUGGAGCCAUUCAGCAGAUUCUUGACAUGGGUGGUGGAAUGUGGGAUAGGGACACAGUUGUUCGAGCUCUACGGGCAGCUUUUAACAAUCCCGAGAGAGCUGUUGAAUACUUGUACUCUGGUAUUCCCGAGACAGCAGAGGUUCCUCCAGUUGGUGGAAGUCCACCNUUUAACCCAUUGUUCACACAGGGUCUUCCCAGCUUGGGAUCUAAUACUGGUGGUGCGAACACCUUAGACUUUCUAAGGAACAGUCAGCAGUUCCAAGCUUUACGAGCAAUGGUUCAGGCCAACCCUCAAAUUUUGCAGCCCAUGCUUCAGGAGCUAGGGAAGCAGAAUCCUCAGCUAAUGAGGCUUAUACAGGAGCACCAGGCUGAUUUCCUUCGUCUUAUCAAUGAACCUGUUGAGGGAGGAGGAGAAGGCAACAUACUGGGCCAGCUUGCAGCAGCAAUGCCACAGGCUAUACAAGUAACACCCGAAGAGCGUGAAGCCAUAGAACGUCUUGAGCAAAUGGGCUUCGAUCAUGACCUUGUACUAGAAGUUUUCUUUGCCUGCAAUAAAAAUGAGGAGCUUGCUGCUAAUUACCUCUUAGAUCACAUCCACGAGUUUGAGGAGUGAUAUGGAGCUUGGAUGGGUCUGUUGUGUAGCUUCCCUUGCCUCCCUUUCUUGGCCCAUGGCACACAUAAGUUCCAUAUCCAUGUGGGUUCUAUACUAUUCGAGUGCUGGAGAGGUGUGAACUAGAAAAGCAUAACCAAGUUAUCCUGUUUUUACUGUUCGUCUCCCAGUCUGUUUGGACCCCAUUAGAAUUGUCUUUAUACAUAGUUUGUCAACCCCCUACCCCCUCCCACAAAUUAUUUCCUUCUUGUCGUUAGACUGUUUCACCCAGAGAUAACCUUUAAAUGUGGUCGGUCGGAAGCUAUUGGUAUUUACAUGCAUUUCCAUUUCAAUCUUACGGUUUUCUGGUUUUUGUUGA